Molecule: messenger RNA, 306 nt
Organism: Suhomyces tanzawaensis NRRL Y-17324
Lineage: Eukaryota; Fungi; Ascomycota; Pichiomycetes; Serinales; Debaryomycetaceae
Exons: 1
Coding region: 1-306 (101 amino acids)
Source: RefSeq, a predicted model, not a curated record
AUGCAUCCACAGUUAGACAAGAACAGAUUCGACACCUGCGAGAAGCUCAUGGACGCUCUUGAAGAGUGCCACAGACAAGAGUUUUUGAAGCAGGCAUUGGGGGUUUGCAACUUCGAGAAGGAUGAGCUCUCCAAGUGCUUGCACCACACCAGAACCAACGAUGCCAACGCAAGAAUCAGAGCCAGCCGCGAGAAGCAGAAGAGACUCGAACAGAAGAGAAAGCAGAACGAGGAGGAGUUGUACGGCAAGAACGGGUACUUGAAGAAGGUGAUCGAGAUGGACUUGAAGGCCAAGAGCGAGAAGUAA